Messenger RNA from Sporisorium graminicola, 954 nucleotides. RefSeq lists its product as uncharacterized. Gene Ontology annotation, molecular function: peptidyl-prolyl cis-trans isomerase activity. Gene Ontology annotation, biological process: protein folding; protein peptidyl-prolyl isomerization. Lineage: Eukaryota; Fungi; Basidiomycota; Ustilaginomycetes; Ustilaginales; Ustilaginaceae. Bases 1 to 954 code for a protein of 317 amino acids. The record is from RefSeq and is a predicted model, not a curated record. The transcript is spliced from 3 exons. Gene Ontology annotation, cellular component: fungal-type vacuole; endoplasmic reticulum.
AUGAAAUCGAUCCUCAGCCUCGCUACACUCCUCACCCUCGUCGCAGCACUGGCAAGCCUGCUCGUAGUCACCAUGCCUUCGUUUGCCAACGCUUCCGCCGACCCGCAGCCGCACGUCACGCACAAGGUCUACUUUGACAUCAGCCACGACAACAAGGAUGUCGGUCGCAUUGUUCUGGGUCUGUACGGAGAUGACGUGCCCCGCACCGCCGAGAACUUCCGCGCGCUCGCUACGGGCGAGAAGGGCUUCGGGUACAAGGGCAGCAAGUUCCACCGUGUCAUCAGCAACUUUAUGAUCCAAGGUGGCGACUUUGAGCGCGGUGACGGCCGCGGAGGGUACAGUAUCUAUCCCGGAAAGAAGUUUGACGAUGAAAACUUCAAGCUCAAGCAUACCGGCCCUGGUGUGCUGUCGAUGGCCAAUGCCGGUCCUAACACGAACGGCGCCCAGUUCUUCAUUUGCACCGUCAAGACGAGCUGGUUGGACGGCAAGCACGUUGUGUUUGGCCGCAUUUUGGAAGGAAUGGAGACGGUCAAGUACAUCGAGAACGUGCCCAAGGGCUAUGGCGACAAGCCGGUUCACGAUGUCAUCGUCAAGGACUCCGGAGAGCUACCUGUAGACUCAGACGUAGACUCGGACGAAAAGCCUACAAAGCAGCAAGAUCUCGCAGUGUCACCUGCUGUCGCCACCCCCAACCCCAAACCCGUCGCCGUCAUCGAAUCCUCGACCUCUUCCUCGUCUGGCAGCAACAAGUCGACCACGUCGGCGGAAAACAAUGGGGGGUCGUUUUUCCUGCUGCUGCUCAUCGUGGUGGCGGUGCUGGCGGCGGGGGGUGUGUGGAAGUUGGGCGGCGUCCAGAAGACAAAGCUGCAUCUGAGCGGGGUAUGGGAGCGUGCCAGGAGGGGUGGGGCGGGAUAUGAUCCGCUCAGUGGAGGGCCCGAUGGUCUGCCGCGCUGA